AACGAGACCGGCAUACGCUGGAAACGCCGACUGGUUGGCUGAAUUACGUGCUCCGUGCUCUGUUCGUGAUUUAAUUGACGUUCCCGUUAGUGCAGCCUUUUAAAAGUGUCUUCAGCAGUACGCCGCGGCUCGCGGGCCGUCUAAACAUGACUACGAACGGCGUGUCCGACGGGUUCGAACGGUUCGCUAAUUGCUACCGGUUUCGGUGACGGAAAGUGGUCGGCUCAAAAACGCUUCUUCUGGUCGCGCUCGACUCUCGUUUUCCGAGAUUUUCAGAGCCCGGCCGGUCGAACGGGGAGGAGGAGGAAACGGUGGCGAUGAAAAUCGAGAAUUGAACGGGUGUCCAAUCGAACGGGGGCCCCGCGGAUUGGUGAAGUCCGCGAGGAUGCCGAUGGAAAUCGAGCGUUGACCGGCCGCGAGCAACAUGGAGGCCGCGACGGCGGCGUGCGGCAAGAAGCCCGAGCGCCGGUCUACGCGAUCGUCGACCUCGAAGAAUCGGUUUUCGUCACGAAACACGCGCUCGGAAGCUUUCUACGCCGGCGCGGAACCGUUAUCCGUUCGACGCGCGUUGCAUAAUUCCGCCGGCCCAGACCCAGAUACAAAUUCCGCUCCAAAUUCCAGCGGAUCGGCGGAACGCGCGAGGAGGCACCAGGCUUCCGGCCGCGCGAGGAACCUGGACCCAGGUGCCGGGCUGGACGUUGGUCCGAGGGCCGAGAGAUCGGCCAAUCAGGAGGUGUUCCACACCGUUCCGAGAGACUUGGCGGUGUCGCGGAAAGACAUCCUGAGAAGGUACAGCAAGGACGAGAAGGAUGGCGGCGCGAGGUUUUCGGAAGCGUUGCGUCACCGAUGGCGGCGGACCGCGGACGUUGACAAGGAUCAGGAGAGGCCCAAGACCCUGCCCUCGAUAGCGAAGAGAUCGCAGAGGGAGCCGGGUAGGGUGGCCCAGGCUCCUCAGGGAUUCCGCAAGAUCUCGCGACAAGACAUUCUGCGCAGAAGAGCCAGCGUGGACGCGCCAGUCGGCGGUUCUCGUGGUAGGAGUCGCGUGGAGGAGACGCUAGAAAGUUCAGAGGCGAAAGGUGGCACCUCUUCCAGUUUCUCGAGGAGCGUCCCGCGACCGAGGAUCGGUAGGUGGGGCAGAGAGGACGAGAGAGAGUCCAGGUCAGUCUGUGAUUUCCUGGCAGUCGCCAGCAAGCUGCAGGACGUCACCAGCGGCCUUGUGCCCAGACCGUCGACCUUGCCCAAGAUACUCCACGCGUCGAGAGAAUCGCGCUUCGCGGAGGACUGGGCCAGCCCUAGGCUGGCCAAGGACGCUGUCAGGAAGGAGCCGCCCGUUUACGGGAGGAUACGCAGGAGGAAGACGUCCUUGCCCACGAACACCGGGACACCUCGCAGCUCCCAGUCGUCCCUGAACACGCUGACCAGAUACUCCAGACCAGGGAACACGCUCGUCAGAGAGAGAGCCGUGGACGUCGAGUUCAGGACGACCACCAGACACCUUCGGGACCCUGUCCCGGACGCGCCGUACCAAUCGGCCACGUUGCCUCUCGUUGACAUGAGAGGAAGCCCCCAGCGGAAUGCCCUUUACGCCAAAGUGUCUCGGAAAACGUCGAAGAGUCUUCAGAGAUAUGAUAACAAAGCUGAUCCGAAAGAUGGUGGUGACGGUAGGCACGAGGUUCGCGUAGACUCCGGCCACAGGACCAUGUCGCGCAGGAGGAUCAUCGACAACAUGAAGGGCGAGAACGCGUACGAGGAGCAGAACAGCUCCAGGACCGAGGACUCCGCGGAUUAUCGCUCGGAGAGUCAGUCCUAUCAGGGCAAGGACUUCGAUGCUCACGAGAACAGGAACCUGUGUGAAGUGGACAGUGACCGAUUGAAGGAACCUAGUGCGUUAUCGCGUGGAAACGGCUCGAACAGUAUGGAAUACCGAUCCGAUGGCAAUUGGACCAAGUCCAGGGAGGCGACCAAGUACAGGUCCAAGUCCCAGAGCAGGCUGAUAGAUAACUACCGCGUAAAUCAACGGGAGGCUUGCGCAGCCAACAGGCUGGCCACGACUCUUCCCAGUUAUGUGAAAAGCUCGAGAAAGUGUUCGAACGAGAGGCCGCCAGGGACCGAGUGUCAUAGGAAGCUGUCCAAAGAAACUGGUAUCUCGUCGAAACAGAGCAAGGAGAGAUCGAACUACGUGAAGAAGUCCGCGGCCAGCCACGUGAAAGCUUUCAACGACGCGAACAGCGCCCGCUCGAACUCGCCCGUAACGACAUCAUCGAUUUUCGGAUUCUGCACCGGCAAGAGGAAAGUUCAGUCGCCGAGUGCCAGUGCGAGAAAGGACGAAAGUGCAGCGUCCUAUCCGACUUGGAAUGUGAGAACGGGAGAGUUGGUGUGGUUCGACCCCGGUGUCGGCCACGUGCUGCCAGGCGAGGUUUUGGAGUACCACAGAGCCGCCAACGUGCUCUCCGUGCAAGCGGUGAUCGCCGGCAAGCCGCAAAUUUUCACUCUCACCAAUUUGAGCGGGGUGAAGCCGAGACAGGAUCUUGGCCAAAAUGGGGUCGAAGACAUGAUUCAGUUGACCGAUCUCAAUGAAGCAUCUUUGCUGUGGAACUUGAAAAUUCGUUACGACAAGGAGUUAAUCUACACGUACACGGGUAGCAUCUUGGUGGCAGUGAAUCCCUACAAAAUGUUUGACAUUUACGGUCUGGACCAAGUGAAACUCUACGAAGGACGAAUACUUGGGACACUACCACCUCACCUGUUCGCCGUGGGAUCGUCGGCCUAUAGUCAAGUAACAGCUGCGAAUAAUGCUAGCGCGAACCAGGUGGUCGUUAUUUCUGGCGAAUCUGGCUCGGGGAAAACGGAGUCCACGAAACUCGUGAUGCAGUAUCUAGCCGCUGUUAAUCGGGCACCGAACAAUCUGGUCACUGAGCAGAUCCUCGAAGCGACGCCAUUACUAGAGAGCUUUGGAAACGCGAAGACCCCGAGGAACGACAACAGCAGUCGUUUCGGCAAAUAUUUGGAGGUUUAUUUCAGGGACGGAGUGAUCGUAGGCGGGAGGAUAACCCAGUACCUGCUCGAAAAAAGCAGGAUAGUCACGCAAGCUUCGGAAGAAAGGAACUACCACGUGUUCUACGAGCUUCUGGCUGGCUUGGACCAGCAACUCAGGGACAAGUACGGCUUGCUGACGCCGGACAAAUACUUCUACCUGAAUCAGGGUGGAAAUUGCGAGAUCGACGGAAAGAGCGAUGUCCAGGACUUCAAGGCCCUUUUGUCCGCCAUGCAAGUGUUAGGAUUCACGUCCGAGGAGCAGGACACGAUCUUCAAGAUCCUCGCUAGCGUGUUACACCUGGGCAACGUGUAUUUCCAUCGGAAACAGAUGAGACACGGCCAGGAAGGAGUGGAAGUUGGCUCGGACGCCGAGAUACGCUGGGCGGCUCAUCUCCUUCAGGUGAACUCCGACGGGAUCAUCAGAGCGUUGACCACCAAAACCACGGAGGCGAGAAACGAGAGGGUCUUCACGGCGCUGAAUAUCGAUCAGGCCCUGGACGCCAGGGACGCCUUCGCCAAGGCUUUGUACAGCUCAUUGUUCUCCUGGCUGGUCGCGCGCGUCAAUCACAUCGUCUACAAGGGCACCAAACAGACCGCCGCCAUCUCGAUCCUAGAUAUAUUCGGGUUCGAGAACUUCGCGGAGAACAGCCUCGAGCAGCUGUGCAUCAAUUACGCGAACGAGAAUCUUCAGUUCUACUUCAACAAGCACAUAUUCAAGCUGGAGCAGCAGGAGUACGCGAAGGAGAAAAUCGACUGGACUACCAUCAAUUACACGGACAACCUACCAGUUAUUCACCUAAUCGCGAAGAAGCCGGUCGGCAUUCUGCAUCUGUUGGACGACGAGAGCAAUUUUCCCAAAGCGUCGGACCUCUCUUUCCUCGAGAAGUGUCAUUACAAUCAUGCCCUCAGCGAGUUGUACUCGAGGCCGCGAAUGAAUUCAGCGGAGUUCGCGAUCAAGCAUUAUGCCGGCCAAGUUUGGUACAACGUCGAAGGUUUCCUGGAUAAAAAUAGAGACACUCUGAGGCCGGAUGUGGUAGAAUUAUUAAUAAGCAGUAAAAUAUCUAUGGUCAGCAAAAUGUUCCAGCACGUAAGGACAACGCACGAGGCUAACAAAACGAUGAAUAAACCAAAUGGCAGAUUUGUCACCAUGAAACCUAGAACGCCGACUGUGUCGGCCCGGUUUCACGACAGUCUGCAACAGCUUCUGGACUCGAUGUCGCAGUGCAACCCUUGGUUCGUACGGUGCAUCAAGCCGAACACAGAAAAGGCGCCGAUGAAGUUCGACAUGCCCUGCGUUCUCGAGCAAUUACGUUACACUGGGAUGCUCGAGACGAUUCGUAUUCGAAAAACUGGCUACCCGGUUAGGCUGCUGUUUGGACACUUCGUCGACAGGUACAGAUACCUGGUGUCCACUCAUUUGCCUAGAGGAGCGCCGAACAAGGAACUCUGUCGCAUUAUUUUGGACAAAGCUGCAUCGAAAGAGGCGCAGUCUCAGUAUCAGCUGGGUCUGACUAGAGUGUUUCUGAGGGAGUCGUUGGAGAGAACUUUGGAGUACAAUCGAGCCCUCAUUUUGGAGAGAGCUGCCAUUACUGUUCAAAGAUACACGAGAGGAUUUCUCGCGAGAAGGCGGUUCCUCAACAUCUCAAGGAGCACAGUGCUGAUUCAAGCUGUUUACCGUGGUUAUCGUGAGAGAAAGAAGUUCAGGGCAACGAAGAGAGGGGCGCUCAUGGCACAGAAGAUGUACCGAGGGAAGAAACAACGCGAGAAGUUCAAAGUUCUCAAGGAAGAGAUGACGAAGAGGGCGGAAAUUGAGAGAGCAAGCAAGGAACGUGCGAAAGCGAAACAGCAAAGGGAGGAGCAGGAGAGAACGUCGAGAGCUGUGGCUGGUGUCAAUCACUUGGAAAUACCUGCCGAGCUCGCCUUCAUUUAUAGCAAACUCGACGAUUGGCAGCCCACUCACACGGAGAGGAAUCUGCUGAAAGUAGUCGGCCAAGUGAUCCCGGUGCACUACAAUUACAGCCUGCCACCGGACAUCGAUCAACACCAGUUCUCCAAAUUCACGAACAUUUACUUCAAAAGCCACAUAUUCGGGAUGAAACGGGAACCGAUAAAGACGCCGUUCCUGACGAAAGCCCGGGACCAGGACUACACGGACUCGUUAAUGAUCUUCAAGAUGAUCCUGCGGUUCAUGAACGAGAAUAAUCUGAGCGGCAAGCGGGAGCAAGCGCUCGGCGAUUAUAUCGUGAACAAAGGAAUCGUCAAUGAGAAGCUACGCGAUGAAAUCUUGUGCCAGCUGGCCAAUCAAACGUGGAAAAAUGAGAACGACGCGAACAAAGAGAGAGGUUGGCUGUUACUAUCGAAUUGUCUGUCGGCGUUCCAGCCGAGUCCCACCUUGUUCAAGUACUUUCUCAAGUAUGUCUCCGAUCAUGCGUACGACGGUUACAAAGCUUACUGCCAGAGGAAGCUUCUGCAAGGCGAGAGAACGAUAUUUAGGAUAAUGAGCAACAAUCAACAAAUUGUGCAUCACGUACCGAGGAAUUAUCCGCCUUGCGUGCUGGAAUGGAGAGCGAACAGGAAUCGCGUCAACAUGGCGCUCAGCGUGGGAUUCUAUGAUGGUGAGACAGUUACCUGUGCCGUGGACUCAUGGACAACCUGCGAGGAAUUGGCAAAUCUCGCGGUCCACAAUCAUGGCGUCGACAAUUCCGGCUGGACGAUCACUCUAUGGAAUCAAUUGGACGGCCCGGACGCUAUUGUUACGGAAACCAAUGGCUUCGACUACGUCCUCGACUUAAUCUCCGAAAUGGAGCUAGCGCCAGCUUUCCCAGCUGCUAAACACAUGUUCCUGGAGCAGCGGAAGAACAGUUUCCCGCCUAUUAAGAAACGAGAACAUACGCAGAUCAUUCGAGAAUUGGAGCAAGAAAUAGAGCCACCGGUGUUAAAGACCUUCCAACCUCUUGAACGGAAACCUGUGCCGAAGGUUGUCGAUAAACCUGUCGAACCGGAAAUCCAGUCGCCCAGGAGACCUGCUGUUCCGCCACCGCAACCACCAGUUGCGAAACCAUCGGUGAGGAAACAGUCUCACGAGGCGAUAUUGGAAACAACGGCGGCGACAGGAUUGUCUCGAAAAUCGGCCCUCAACGACAGAUACUUCGAGAGGGAAAAGCAGCGCAGUCGCAGUUUGGACAAUCUUCUCCAACCGGAAGUGGUGUUGCCACCUGUGAAACUAGCGAAUCUCGGAUUAUCGUCGUCGAAGUUGAACGAACGUUAUCACAGCUUGGAAAGAAUCGGGGAGACGUCUGCUGUCAGCAACGUGGAGUACAUGACGAGGUCCGAAAUCACGCAGGAAAGGAAAUACAGCAGGAUAACGAGGUCGACGGAGCCGAACAUCGAGGAGGAGGAUCUGACGAUCGAUUUCGAGUACCCUGAUAUCCAAUCGGUUAGCCAGACCGGAAGAUCGGAGGACGAUAAGAACAGCUACAUUAGGUCGCAGACCAGGUUCAUCAAAUCUCAGUAUCCCGGUAAACGAGCGCUACCGGGCAGCCAAUCGAGUCGAGCCUACAUCGAGAAAAGCGAGUACGGUGUGAAAUCGUCCGCCAUGUCUGACACGAGCGAAGCUCCCUCCCUGGCGUCGCACGUCAGACGCGUCAGGGUGCCUAGUCAGGCUUCGGAUGUGGAUCAGUUCUUGGACGAGUUGUUCAUGCCGGUUCUGGACGGGAAUCUCGACGAGUUGUCGGACGCUAGGAGCUUGGCAGCAAGUAUCAAGGGCACCGGCGAUCACAGGGGUCAGGGCGACGGUGUUCUCCUCGAUACCCUAAAAGCUAGGGUCGUCGACAGAGCUCGGACCGACGCAACAAGCGUCGAAAACGUUCGGGACUUUAUGAAACUGAUGUUCAGCGGCUGCCAAGAUGAACCCAUCUCUGCGACAGAGCUGUCCAGGAAGAUCAAAGGUGGCGGUACUAUAGACACGCCUGAUCGGCAAACGACGAUCUACGACACGAUUCAGGACGACGAGCCGGGCAUCGAGAACGUCCAGGAUUUCAUGGAACUGAUGUUCAGCGGGUCCCAAGAUGAAGCGAUCUCGGCGACAGAGCUGUCCAGGAAGAUCAAAGGCGGAGGUAACAUGGACAUACCGAACCAGAACACGACCUUCAACUUCGGCGCCAUCACGCCGGGGAUGAUGUCCCCGCCCAUGAUGAUGCCAAUGUUUAGCGCGUCGCAGCAAGUGCCGCCGCCGCAGAGCACGAGCAUGAACAUGGGCGCCGGCUUCAUGCCGAUACCCAUUUACAGCAUGCAGGGUCUCAGCCUGCCGCAGUACCCUAACUCCCCGCCGAGCCAGAACAACGACAUGAUGGCGUACCAGCAGAACCUCCAGAGGGCCUUCCUCCAGAGCGCCAUGGCGCAGAACAUUCAGAUCCAGCAGCAACUGUUGGCGCAGAACCAAGCCCUGCAGCAGCUGCUGGUGCAGAGUCCGAACUCUGGACAGCAACCGGGCACGGCGUUGUCCGCGGGCCCCUCCAGUAUGAAUCUUGUCCCCCCAGCCCCCCAAAACGGUGCCCAAAUGGGGCCCAAUGAUUCUAUUGGACGCUACUCCAAGGUGUCGUUUAGGGAGCCGGAAGAUGGUGAACUAUGGUCGACGGAGAAGCAAGGCGCGCCGGUUCAAUCGUCGACGGCCAGCCAGCGUCAGGAAGUGACGGUCAAGGCUCAGAUCCACCGAUCUCAGAGUCCGCCCAGGAAGAACUCCGAAAUAGUGAGAAAAACUAGCGUAGAAUAUGCUGUCAGGAAAGUCAGCGUGGAUAGGAAAGUAGCCGACAAGAAGGUCACGGGUCCGGCAGACCCCAAGAGGUCCAGUUCCAACAAGAACAACGUCCAAAGUAACUUCACGAACGUGUUGAGCGAACUGAAGAACCGCAAGAGCAGCGUCGACAGCAACUUGUCGAACUCGAGCAACAAUAAGGGUGUGCCGCCCCCGCCGCCUAUGCCACCACCUCUGGAGUCGCAUGAUCCAUCAGAAUCGAGACCGUUCCUUGAUCCUUAUGGCAGGGCCAAAACCGUUCGAAUUGGGAAAUGGAGGUGGCCUCCGCCAAGCGACUCGAACGAAAACCAGAGUCAAGACAGCUUCAUAGAGUUCAAGAUGCGCCAGCAGCAACAGCAGCGCAAGAUCACGCCGCAAUUCGGAGAGUACAAUCAGGGAGACGGCGAGCCGAGCACGGAGGGCGCAGUUGAAUGGGAGGAAUUCGAAAUUGAGAAUAUCGUUGGCAACGACGAGAGAACGGUAGUGACUCAUACGCCGGUUCCCGCGGCUAAGCACGAGAACGGAUACAAGGAGGAGGGGGAGAAGAAAAAGAAGAAAUCCAAGUCCGCGCUGGAGGUAGGCGCGCAGAGGCCUUCCCCGGGCAGCAUUGGCAAACUGAAGCUUAGUUCCGAGAUGAGGCAGAGACUGGAGAAGGUGACGGCCAAUCACAGUGUCAGAUCGACGAAAACUGCUGAGAAACCGGCGCUGCCGCGAGACGACGACAAGGUGAAGCGGCUCGAGGACAACAGGAAGCUGCUUCUCGAACAGCAAUUGGGAGGUCGAUGGGACGAUUAUGCAUCCACGGCGGAUGACACGCAGAGCGUCACUUCGAAAGGCACGACGGACAUGAUGACUCAAGCUCAAGUAGUCAGGACGCAGAUCGAGAGGAUGGAGAGGCCCGUGCCACCCCCGCUUCCGGUGACGCCUCCGCAACCCCCUAGUCCUAGAGGCGGAAGCAUGUACAGUAACAGUCAGUCCAGCGUGCCGCAACCAAGAUCGCCGCCAGCCCCAAUCGAGCCGAAAACUCGGGACACUUUCAGGGCGUCCCCAGACUCGGAGACUUUCGACCACUUCGCGAAGGCACAGCGCGACAUGUUCAGCCACAGUCGAGACAUAUUCGCGUCCCAGCAGCACCUGAGAGAGGCCCACGAGUACAGAAACGACUUCGACAAGGCUAGGUCCCAGGACCAGAAGUCCAAGGACUUCUACAGCAAGGACAGCACCGACAUGGCCAGCUCUGCCCGGGACAGGAGCUCGGACUUCGACUCCCGCCGGGACUUGAACUCGGACAUUUUCGACCCUAAGUAUGCCAGAGACAUAUUCGAGAACUCGAGCUCGAAGAGGGAUCCCUUCGGCAUGACCAGAGACGUCUCCCCGAAGUCCAGAGACAGUUUCGGUAUGCCAUCGUCCAGGGACUUCGGCGUCAUGCCGAACACGAGGGAAUCCUUCGCGGUUGCUCGCCAGAGCUUCAAGAAGAUGGACCGCGAAGUGGACAGAAGAUCCAGCGUCGCGUCUACCCAUCGCACCGACAAGAUGGAGAGGAUCGAGAUCGAGGAGUGGCCCGAGUUUCUUAGACCUGUUCUGCCACCGGCCGAUAAGCCGGAGAUAGAGAAGGUGCAGGAAGUGAUGAACACCAAGCUCUAUCCCCAGACCUCCACUGCCCACUUCACGUACAAUCGAGUGACUUGGACGCUGAGGGUCAAGAAGGAGGUGUUCGCGCCGAACGAGACCCUCAACAGCCCUCUAGCACUUCACCUGGUCUUCUGCCAGGUCGCUUACGACGUCCUCGCCACGUCCAGCAUCAGGAUCACUAAAGAGGAUAGGCAGAACAUGCUGAAGAUGCUGGACAAUUACGGUGUCACGCUGGACAACCUGCAGAGCACGCAGCACAAGAUCACGAUCAAGAAGAACGUCGUCGACAUGGCGAAACAAUGGCCGCUGUACUUCGCCAGGAUAUUUCCUGUGUCGAUCGGUCCCCAGCAUCCGGAGACCCAGCACGUGGCAGUCUCUCAUCACGGUCUGCGGCUUGUGAAACGCACUCCGCAAGGCGAUCUGGUCAUCCUGGAGACUCUGCCUCUGGAGGACAUCGUUUCCGUCAGUUCUCCACGGGCUGGUGUCUGCGUCAUGCAGAUCGCGUCGGGCGUUAGGCUACCUUUGCAUACGAACCGGGCGCCGCAGUUGACGGAGAUGAUCAGCAAUUACAUCAGACUGGUCGAUCAGAAGCCGCUGCACAAGUCGAACCACCACGAGAAUCACGUGUCCCAGAUCACAAAAUCGAUUCAAUCGCAGGCGAACCACGGUUCGUUGAAUCAUGUCCAGUCCCACGGCCAGUCUAAUCAUGUUAUCUCGAAUCACGAGAACCACGUGCCUGCGAGUCGUGUGCCGAACCACGUGUCGGCAACGAACCAGACGAACCAUCAGAAAAACCAGCAGAACCAGCGGCUCAGCCCUAACCAGGAAUGGCGGCAGCCGGAAGACAACGGCAGACUGCAAGAAGAUGGCAUCUACGAGAGCGGGCCGGUGGUGAACGAUGGAAAGCACUCGCUUUUGCAGUACGCCAUGUUGAACUUUAGACAGAGCACUGAAAAAUUCGAGAUGAUGAAGACCGCGGAUGGCUCCAUAAGCGGCUCCCUGAAAGUCAUCGAGUCGCUCAAGAGCAAAAAGAAGAGCAAGAAGAGUAAAGGUCAACAAGAUGGCGCGGAAUGGACCUGGAAGGAACAGGUGGACCUCGUCAAGUACUCCCCUGUGCCAAUAGAGCAGAGUCUACUCAGGCUGGACGCCGAUCUGAGUGGUCUAGCCGUCGAAUGCUUCCUUUGCUUGAUGAGGUACAUGGGCGACCAACCUUUGCCACCGGACACCAGCGAGGUCAAGUGCGUUUAUACGAUUCUGAUGCACUGCCACAAAUACGAGCAACUCCGUGACGAGGUCUAUUGCCAGCUGAUGAAGCAGACGACAAACAACAAAAGCCCGAACCCGGACAGUUGUCAGCGCGGUUGGAGGAUCUUCAGUAUCGUCGCUGCCUAUUUCACCUGCAGCGACGGCUUGAGGCCUUACUUGACCAAAUACCUGGAAACGGCGGCGUACGACAAAAGGAGAGCCUAUCAUGGCACCGCAACGGUGUGUUUACAGAAUCUUAGGAAGACUGUUAAGUACGGAGGAAGGAAGAAUGUACCGAGCGUCGACGAAAUCAUGGCGAUCAGCGCGGGUAGAAACGCGAAGAGGCAGAUCUAUAGAUUGCCAGGUGGUACCGAGAGGGUCAUCAAUACCAAGUGCACGACGGUUGUACAGGAUGUCAUCGAAGAAAUGUGUAACAUAAUAUCCGUGAGACAUCCCCACGAAAUGGACGAAUUCUCGUUGUACUGCAUCGUUGAUGGCGACGCAUUCACCAUGCCCUUAGCCAGAGACGAAUACGUGCUGGAUGUAACGACCGAGCUCCACAAGAAUCAUCAAGUAUUCUAUUUAAUAUUCUGCAGAUCCGUCUGGUACUACCCUCUCAGAUUGGACGCACCACUGUACAUAGAAGUUGUUUUCAACCAAAUCGCUCCGGAUUAUCUGGAGGGUCUUCUUCUAGUUCUGCCUGGCGACCAUUUACCUCAAGAAGUCGUCUACGACAUGGCACAAAUAGCAGCCCUGCUGCACAGAGCAGCAGACAUGACGCACGAGCCGACCACGAAAGAAAUCAAAUACUUGUUGCCAAAGCCGGUGCUCAGUUUGAGAGAGCCACGACCGCAACAAUGGUCGAACAUGGUUCAGCAAGCGUGGAACAAUGUGCAACAUAACACGGUUGCCGCCUGUAAGGCGCAAGUUCUCGAAAUUUUGUGGAAGUGGCCGCUGUUCGGAUCCAGUUUCUUCGCCGUGAAAAGGGUGCCCGAAGGGAAAGAGAAGGGCGGCGAUCACAUUCUGGCGCUCAAUAGACACGGCGUGCAUUUCAUUGAUUUAAUCACACACGAGACGCUGCAUCACUAUCCCUAUUCUGAAGUAAUCUCCACCAGGAAGGUGAAAUCUGAGGAAGGAACCCUCUAUUUGGACAUGAAAUGUGGCAAUCUGAUGCAGCAACGAAUCACCAGGCUGCAAACAGAGCAAGCCCACGAGAUCUCUCGGCUGAUUAGACAAUACAUUACCAUGGAACAAAGGGCGACCAACAAUCAGGCAACUGGGAUCGGGUUUGGAAUGAGAUAAGGCCCUCGAAUUUUCCUCCUGAUUGAUUAAUUGAUCAUCAAUUGUGUGUUGUACAUAUCUGUUCAAAGGGAGGAAAAGGGUGGAAACGAAGCAAAGAAAGAAAUAACCAAGAAAACUCUAAUCUUAGAACAUUAGAGUGAACUAAACACCAUGAAUCGAUAAUUAACAAGACACUCUAUGCUUCUCGCUCCUAAUUAAUCUUUCGCAGAAACGAGAAAACAACUCUCCAAAUCUGCAAGGGAGCAGGAAACAAUCAAUAGCAAGCCAAGUCAACAUUGUGUUCAAGAAUGAUUGAUCGUGGUUCACGAAGACCUCAAAUUUCGCGUUUUGCUCUUUUGUUAUUUAUUUAUUAUCGAAGGCAGGUAUUGUAAAAAUGAGAUGGAGAGCCAUUCGGACGUUGAAAGUUUUCGGAUUUGUAAAUAUGUUUAGAGAGUCUCUGUAGCAAAAAACGAAGAACGCGAGAUUUGCCACGAGCAGGGAAGAAGAGCAACUCACAACUGUCAUUGAAAAUAUAUGUCUGAAAGUCCCAUAUACUUCUCUCUCAUUAUGAGAAUGCUUUUGUCGACGUUGAUACAUUAAUUAUUAUUUGAAAUGAUAAUGCACGAUCGAAUAAUCAACCGAUCCAUCGACACAAAUGUAUCGACGGAUAAGACAACCGAGAUCAACGGACCGUUUUAAAUGUUAUCAUAGAAUAAGACGAUCUAGUUACGCCGGAAUCGGUUUCCGAGACGGGAACCAUCUUCUUCGGCAACGCGAGCCAACCUGUGUACGUAACAAGGUGAACGUUGACGCACCGAAGACGGUAGGAGAAGAAGAACGAAUGCUCAAGUAUCUAAGCAAUUAUUCUCGGCUCUGUAAAUACGCGUUUAGUAAACGUUUUAGACGGGAGAAUCUGAUCGCGAUCGAAGGAGAGAUCGACGGUCCUGCCUGCGAAACGGAGAAAACGUUGGCAUAACGUUUUUGCGGUUUGUUCGCGAGAAAACAGAGCAGGACGCGUCGACACCCUCGGCCGACGUUGCGCCCUCCGAUUGAUUUCUUUUUCUUCUCGAUCGUGACGGUGAAUUUCGACCGGAUUAAUUGAUCAGUUAAUUAAUUAGCGGUCACGUUGGUCAAAUGUUGCAACGGAGCCUCGAUGUAGAGUUGAUUUAUUUAUAUGAAACGUAAGAAAAAGAAACAAUACGGUACACGAAUGAUUAUACUUAAUGUAAAUCCGUUUGAAGACUAAUGUUUAACGAGUACAGUUUUUGAAGGAGACUAACAAGUUGCGGUUACAUGUUAUCUUAAGGAGACAUUAUUAUUAAUAACUGUACGUAUUGCGUAUCGAUGCGAACGGAGGUGUUAAACUUUAUAUUAAAAUUUCUACAUAUACGAA
Messenger RNA from Megalopta genalis, 13379 nucleotides. It is a transcript of the gene Myo10A, whose product is annotated as unconventional myosin 10A. Gene Ontology annotation, molecular function: ATP binding; cytoskeletal motor activity; protein binding. Gene Ontology annotation, cellular component: myosin complex; cytoskeleton. The record is from RefSeq and is a predicted model, not a curated record. NCBI's taxonomy places the organism in Eukaryota, Metazoa, Arthropoda, Insecta, Hymenoptera, Halictidae.